AUGGCGACCAAUCCCGCGAAUGCGAAUCCGGCCCGGAAUGAGUUCUUCCAGCAGCUCAAACCAUGCUGUGUCUCGAUUAGUCAGCUAGCAAUUCGACAACAAGGAGAUUCGUCUACCUUCAAACGACUCUCUGAGUUGACUGACGAGUUGUACCGCAUUCUCAACGAUCAAGUCAAUAGAGAUGUCACCGUUCUGGAUUCAAAGCUUGCUGAUUACGUCUUUUUCCCGCUCUCUUCUAUCUUCCGCAGUCACGAUCAGUACCCCAAGCGCUUAAUCGAGCUUGCCAUCAAGUGUCUUACCGUUAUCAUUAUUCAUGGCUGGAAGUCCAACAUCUCGCCCCAGAUCUUGCAGCAGCUCCUCAUACUUCUCACGUUCAUCGUUGGAGGAGUGCCUGGCCAAGAGAGAGAGCACGACGUGCCCGAGGAAACCGAGCUUGAAUCGCUGAGAGCAUUGACUGCUCUUGUUACCGUGGCUGGGACGUCCAGCACAGCAGCAACGGCUCUGACCGAGGAGAAAUUGGUGCCAACUCUGGGCCAUACCAUCACGGUACUCCUGGGGUGCGCAGCGGAUGGAAGAACGUCAUCUAUUCAGCUUGAGGCUCUGCGUACCCUUAGCUGCUUCUACACGAGCAUCAAGGACCAUGCCGCCCUUGCAUCGUUUCUUCCUGGCCUCGUCUCUAGCCUGACAAAACUUCUUGCCAAGCCCCAGAGAGAGAAGACGCGAGUCUUGGUCGGUUCUAUCCAAUCGUUGGGACUAGUGCUAGUCAAAGUUCUUGGCGAUGUCAGAACCCGGAGCAUCACCGCAAAACUGAACUCAGAUACUCCAACAGAGGCCGAACAAGGGGGUGUACUGAGCCCAUCAUGGCUCAACGCGACAAAAUCACAAAUCAAGCUGGCUUUGGCAACAGUCUUGAAACUCCGAACAAGCGAUAAUCCAGACGUACGCGAGGCGCUGCUAGCAUUCUGCCUUGUACUUCUCGACGAAUGUCAUACCUCCCUAGAAAAUUCCUCCUCCGUAUUGGUGGAGACAGCCAUAGUCCUCUCGCCAACACAUUCAACGACGUCUUUGACCGGUACAAGUCUUCAAGAUUUAGCCAUCAUCUAUCCUGAACUCGGCGAGACAGUGAAGGUCACUUGUUACAAUUGGAUCACCAGCUUGCCCAGGAUCAUGCAGUCUGCCGACGAAAGCAAGAAACAGGCCGCCGUCCGAAACUUGAUGAAGGGCAUGGCUCUUGUCAGUAGUCUUCAGUUGGAUUCUUCACUAUUGGACGAGUCAAUAGCGGCGGCUCUAAAGGACAGUGUCACGUCUCUCAUAACUGGAGCGAAGCCUAGCAAGAUCCUGGAUGAAACAACGCCGGAUGCUUCAUGGUACAACCAAGAUAUCGUGAGAGUAGGAGAUACUCCAAAGCAAUAUUCAAACGUGUUGUUGGGUGAGGAGAGUCAGGUUGAAACGAGGUCAGCCAUGAUUGACUUGCUCUCCAACGUUGGACCCGCCUCGCAGCAGACCAGGCUUGCUGCCGAAAUGCUAGAUCACGCCAGGGACUUGUCAGGCGAUGCUCAGAUAGCCUCUUUCUGGCUGAGCUUCGAACUCCUCAAGGCCGCAUUUUCCCGUUCUAACGAGCUCGAUGAUCUCCUAGACUUCUCUUCACUGGGCUCCGGGGGCGAGGAUUCCGAAACCACCUUCCAGGAAUUGUAUGCGUUCGCCGUUGUUUUGCUCGAUUCACACUCUGAACUUUCUGAGAUCGAUUGGAGGCUCGAGGCCACAGCACUGGAAGUAACCGCCUUCGCAGCAUCUCGAUCAGGUGAAGCCUUCAGGCCAGAACUCAUUGACGUGCUGUAUCCUACAACAGCCUUCCUUGGCUCUGCGAGCUCACAACUAAGAGAGCAUGCAAUCACGACCCUGAACGUUCUUGCUGUAUCGUGCGGGUACACGAGCGUCUCCGAAUUAAUCAUCGAGAACGUCGACUAUAUGAUCAACUCUGUUUCGCUGCGGCUCAACACGUUCGAUAUAUCCCCAGCAUCCACGAAGGUGUUGGUGAUGAUCACUCGCCUAACCGGGUCGCGACUGUUGCCGUACCUCGACGACGUCGUGGCCUCCAUUUUCGCAGCCUUGGACAACUACCAUGGUUACCCAGCAUUUGUUGAAAGUUUAUUUGCAGUGCUUAAGGAAGUUGUAGAGCAAGGUGUGAAAUCUGAUAAGCUUCUUCUGGAAGGCCGACAAAAUGGACCAGAGAGUCACAAAAAGGCCGCUGGUAGUCACGUCACAAUUGACGACAUUGUCAAUUUAUUGAAGAGACGUCGGGAAAGAGAGACGGAAGCCUCGAUCGACGAUGUAAACGACACGACCAAUCAUCAUCCUCAAAAGCCUUGGGGUGCGAAGGACCAAAAACCCGAAGACGGCGGGGCAGAAGAAACUGACGAGGACGCUGUGAACAACGAAGUCGAAAAGGAGAAACCACCCAAGACACCAACGUAUACCCUACUGGAGAAAAUCGCCGGCUUGACACAACACUAUCUUACUUCACCCAGUCCCACGCUGCGAAAGUCGUUGCUCGACCUACUGGCCACCGUAUCUCCAGCUCUUUCAGGCGAUGAAGACUCCUUUUUGCCGCUGAUCAAUGCUGUAUGGCCAGUGGUGAUCACCCGGCUCUACGAUGAGGAGGCGUUUGUGACCAUCUCAGCCUGCGAUGCCCUCUGUGCACUCUCCGCCACCGCUGGAGACUUUCUAGCCUCGAGAAUCAAGACAGAGUGGUGGGACGGGCUGGGAAAGUGGUGCCGAAAGAAAAAGCUAGAGGCUAUCCAGUCUCGAGGCAAGGGAAGUACGCACCGAGAGAGUACUAGGCCAGGCCAGACCGCCGCGACUACGAGUCAGGGAAUCGUCAUUCCCGUCAUGACAGGAAGCGAUCGGCUAAGCUAUCAAUCCGCAGAGAUAACAAAAAGCUCGGUAUCAGGCGGCUUGGGCAAAUUCGCUCAAUCUGCGCAGAUCUGGGAUUCAGUGAUUCGCAUGUUGACAGCUAUCGUUUCACAUGUCCGUCUUGACGCUGAGAUAUUCGACGAAGUGCUGGAUCUUUUGAGCGAAGCACUUAGCCAGAAAGUUGAAGCACGUCGUGCUUUGGAAGCUGUCAAUGGUGAUGCAGUCUGGCUAGCCAUGUACCAGCAGGGACAGGUCAAGGCCCCGAGCCUACCGAAACUAAGUGGUGUGACUUUUGCACCCUUGACGACGCUGAACUGA
Molecule: messenger RNA, 3231 nt
Organism: Colletotrichum fioriniae
Lineage: Eukaryota; Fungi; Ascomycota; Sordariomycetes; Glomerellales; Glomerellaceae
Source: RefSeq, a predicted model, not a curated record